Molecule: messenger RNA, 1080 nt
Organism: Sodiomyces alkalinus F11
Lineage: Eukaryota; Fungi; Ascomycota; Sordariomycetes; Glomerellales; Plectosphaerellaceae
Exons: 1
Coding region: 444-725 (93 amino acids)
Source: RefSeq, a predicted model, not a curated record
UGCUGAUCGCUUUUGUUUGGACUUUUGCCGUCGUAAUGGUUCCUGCAGGUGGAGAGCAUCAUAUUGCCCAGAGCAGGGAAGUCGGGGUCGAGAGAAACAAUGGCAAGCCAUGAAACGACGAUGCCCUUUUUGCCCUUUUUAGAUGACAACGUAGAGGAGGCAACAUCCAGGAUCUUCCCCCCAUCUUCAUUUCUCGACCCCGCAAGCCUACUGUCUGUCGCCCGGGGUUUUUUCAACCAACCAUGUGGGCCUGCUGCAGCUUCUCAGCCCUGGCCAGUCAGACGGGUCGAGGGCUUGAUUCCGAGCUAUCAGCGUUGAGCAAGUGUCUGUGAGCUGCGUGUGACAAGAUCCCGGGCGCCCCGGCCCCAUCGAAGUAGGUAUCGUGGCAUUGAAACUAAGCUGGGUCGGAAAGGGAAAAGAAAAAAGGAAAAGAAAAGAAAAAGAUGGAAAGAAAAGCGUGCCUGUGGGUGACUGGCGCCAACUCAAUAAGAAGUGUCCCCGUCCCCGAGUCCGAUGUGAAAUUUGACAGACUGGCGACUUUUGCCAACAUUCUUUAUCAUGGUUUCAUGGUUUCCUCGAGAACCCAUGCGGCCGACUCCGAGUGGUUCGCUGUCUGUAUCCGUACUUUUCGUAUUAAUUCUUAUUGCUUUCCCUCCCGACAGCCCGACGACCGAGGCAUCACAAAGAAAACCCUCAGGUCAGCGAUCCCGACGGCCCUACGAUAGCUGGAGCCGGUCAUCUCUCAGCAGCAGCAGGAAACUUCAUCUUUUCGGGGUCAGACGUGCCAACCCCGUAUUGAUUUUUGUGCCUCUCCUGUCCCGGAAGGGUCUCUGAAGUUGGUCUGGACUCUCUGCCCGUCAUCUUUGGAACUGAUGCCCUCAUAGGGCAAUUGUCUGCGAUUGACGACCGAGGGAACCUGAGAUGUACGGUCGGCGACGGACCUGGACCUAGCAUCAUCUGCCCAAGGCCGAAUUCCGCACUUGCACACUUGCACUGCCUGCCCUUUGUUGGCUGGUUGAGUUUUUGGCCUGACCCCGGAUAACGGUCCGCCGGGCCGGUAAUCCGUUCUUCGAAGUUGUC